Molecule: messenger RNA, 621 nt
Organism: Aureobasidium melanogenum CBS 110374
Lineage: Eukaryota; Fungi; Ascomycota; Dothideomycetes; Dothideales; Saccotheciaceae
Exons: 1
Coding region: 1-621 (206 amino acids)
Source: RefSeq, a predicted model, not a curated record
AUGCGAGAUGCUCCUUCGGAAUACGAGAGUCUGCUCUCGUUUCUCAGAGGACACUGCGACCACCCAGAAGUCGUCUUUCGAAAGCUGUUUUUUGGUCCCAUAGAAGACUUGACCUUGCCAAAGCCUCUACCAGCGCCACAAGCAUUCCAAGAAGACGCCGACCUGAUCUGGACGCGAUAUGAUGCCAUUACUUUGUUACGAGGGAUACAGUCAUUCGUCUCACAGGACAACCCGACCAAUUCAAUAUACCGUAUGUGCGAAUUCAUCUGCGCAGAUCAACCCAAUCAAUUGAUGCUUGAGGUGAAAUAUUUUUCGAAUCAAACAACGUGGAGGUUAGAAGAAGUCUCUGAUCCGCUCGACGAUAACUCAGAGCGACGCGCCAUAUUCGCUUGCAUAGUUGAGAGUCUUGUCGUGGCUUUUAACUAUAAAGCUAGUUUGGGAGUGAUGCGUAAAGGAGUGGUUAUGACUCAAUCAAGAUGCCCGACAUGGGUCUCUGAAGUUGGCGCACUGGAUCGGCUAUUAAUUUUAACUCAAGUUGACGAGUGGGUGUUUGCUGGAUCGGAUGAUCCCUUCUCAAGGCGAAAUAUCAGAGCCAACGCGGGAAAUAUCUUCUCCUUCUAG